AUGGAAUGUUUAUCUGGGAUUUUACACAAGAUUAGAAAGUCUUUGAUCUGUUCUGCAGUCGAUAGAUUUGAACAAUGCAAUAAACUCAGUUCUCACACACAGCGCAUUAGUAAUAAUGUCAAUUCUUUGUUAGACAAAAAUCGAGACACGACUCAGAGAUAUCUCUUCGUGUUUGUAAUGCGAGAGCUGAUCGUCUUGCCGAUCGCUAAAGUUUCGAUAAGAAUGAAAAUGGAGUUUAAUGUGCAUCAUUUUAUGACUCAACGUUUUGUUCUCAUUCUCAUUGAACUCCGAACAUUUUCAAUUCAAAGUUUACUUUCUUUUCUGUUUGGUUUUUCCUUCAUUCAUCAAAUGAAACAAUGGAAACUUCACAGCAUGGAAUCAACAUUUCAUGCUGACCAAUAUCGCACAAUAGUUGUCUCAACUAGAGGCGCUUCCAAUCUUGUUUGCUUCUCAUUCUUAUGUAACAAGGCAUCAGAAGGUAUCAGAGGUGGAAGUCAUAAAUUAAAAAAAACUUAG
Molecule: messenger RNA, 516 nt
Organism: Clunio marinus
Lineage: Eukaryota; Metazoa; Arthropoda; Insecta; Diptera; Chironomidae
Source: the annotation of a GenBank genome assembly